UCCUGCUCACAAUCAUUGUCAGUUUCUCAUAUGUGAUCGUGUACUGUAUACCAGUGAUUUGUGAAUUACUGAUAUAUUCAUAGAUCUCGCUAUCCAGUGGAACGUAACGUAGAAACGAGCAAAGUGGAAACCGCGGUGGACACUGAGGCUGGGUUGUAGUUGUGGGCUACGCUCACGCUAGGCUAGUAGUUACUUGGUGCCCGUUUACGUUGAACCAGCGCAAAUAUGGUUGUCAUAUGUGUCACGUCUGUGGACGGUAUUAGAUGUAUUUGAACAAUGUAAUAUACCACCUACAUUGCGCGGGUUAGUGCCACAUGGACGAUAGUAUAAUUCGACUAUAAUUGCACCUUAUCAGGCUUACCGGAGAAAAAGAAUACAUGCUUAAAGUAUGGUUAGAAUUAUCCCUGCAGCUCGGAUUACAGAGUUGUGAGUUGCAUCACACGGGAAUAAAGUAUCUAACGAAAAAUACUCAGGAGCAGCAUAAAUAACGACAAGUGGAACAUAGCAUUUUGCUGUUUUCUCCCUAAUUAGGGCCUUGACACAUCAGUCGUCGUUACAUUGGUGCCGAGAAACAACUGGUUGUAACGAAAGGGCGAUGAAGUAAAGCCAGGAGGAUGAUGAUGGGUGAUCAGUUUCGUAGUAAAGUGGAACAAUACUCACCAAAAUCAUCACCGAGGGGAGCCCGUUCCCCUGUAGUUUCACGUCAGGACUCGACAGGGACUCUCAAAACGACGAUUUCCCUUGGCAAAAACCCCUCUAUCGUCCACAGCGGACCUUUCUACUUGAUGAAGGAGCCCCCUGGGGAAAGUGAACUCACGGGGGCUACUAAUUUGAUGGCCUAUUAUGGUCUUGAGCAUUCCUACAGUAAAUUCAGUGGUAAAAAACUCAAAGAACAACUGUCUUCAUUUUUGCCCAAUCUACCCGGCAUUAUCGAUGCCCCUGGUCACCAAGAUAAUAGUUCGUUGAGAUCUGUGAUAGAGAAGCCUCCCAUUUGUGGCAAAGAACUUCUCCCACUUACAAGUGUACAACUUGCUGGAUUCAGAUUGCAUCCUGGACCGCUUCCAGAACAGUAUCGUUAUAUAAAUCAAGCACCGCAGAGAAAGCAUAAAAAUAAACACAAAAAACAUAAGCACAAGCCUGGAGAAACUCCAAGUGGUCAAGAGACAGCUACGACUGAUAUAGGUGGACCUGAUACUCAUGAAAAAAAACACAAGAAACAAAGAAAGCACGACGAGGAAAAAGAAAGAAAAAAGCGGAAGAAAGAGAAGAAACGGAAAAAACAAAAACACAGUCCAGAACAUCCUGGAGGUCUUACACCCUCGCAGCAUUCCAAUACGUGAUCGCCGACCUUUCCAUUCAUACUCAUCUAAUCGAUUAGACGAUUUGAUAUGCAAUAUGAAAUGAAAAGACGAGUUUUAGCUAUUUCAAGGUAACUCACUGAACUGCCCAUGUGCCUUGCUCAAUUUAUUAGUUCGGAGCCCGUUUACAGGCACAAGAUAUUGCCCGAUCCUUCCAAACCGUUACCUUUACAUUACCAGGUAAAUGUUUUAUCGGGAAUUCAUCAUAAUCAAUGGACUACCAAAGUUGAAUCUAAUUUUUACCUUGAUAAUUUAUGAUGGAAGUUCAUGGACGAUUUGACUAAACUCGUCUUUUCUUUCACUUUGUUAGUACGCCAUGUUAGUCUUACAAUCAUCCAAAGUGUAUCCAUAUGUAACCCACAACUCUAUGCCCUGGAACAAAAUUUCAUCGUAUUAGUUUCCAAACAAAGCUGAGUGUAUAAAACGUAUUGUACAGGUGCGUCGUCAAGUAAUCUAUUCUAUAGUUUCAUUAGACUCUUGAACAAAGUCGAGAGCAUACAACUAUAUUGUGGGAAGGAAAAACAUAUUGUAGACUGUAACAAAAUUUGAAUAUAAGCUAGUAGCUAAUACGUAGUCCUCGUACGUCCUCGUUUGUAGAUGUGCAAAUAACGGUAUUGAGAAAUUGACAAUUUUCUCCGUAAAGAAAGAUUGUUAUGAACUUUUUCAACCAGUUAUACAUACAGAUAUAUCCCACACGCUAUGCUCUGAAGCUCGUUGUAGCUUUAAUCAAUGAAACAGUAAAUAAGAAAAGCCAAUCAGAA
Messenger RNA from Athalia rosae (coleseed sawfly), 2119 nucleotides. It is a transcript of the gene MED19, whose product is annotated as mediator of RNA polymerase II transcription subunit 19. Gene Ontology annotation, biological process: positive regulation of transcription by RNA polymerase II. Lineage: Eukaryota; Metazoa; Arthropoda; Insecta; Hymenoptera; Athaliidae. The coding region runs from base 615 to 1340 and encodes 241 amino acids. The transcript has 4 exons. Gene Ontology annotation, cellular component: mediator complex. The record is from RefSeq and is a predicted model, not a curated record. Gene Ontology annotation, molecular function: transcription coregulator activity; transcription factor binding.